AUGCUGCCUAAGUCUACGCUCCUAUUGACGCUUCCACUUCUUCUGCAUCAAGUCUGUUCAACCAAUCUCUCACCUACCGUCCCCUCGAUCACCAUCGAUGCUGGUGUAGUCAUCGGUACAACUACGAAUCUGCCCUCAGCAAGUGCAGCCGUGAACAAGUAUCUCGGCAUACCGUUUGCAGCGCCACCAGUACGCUUCGCCGUCCCGGAGAAGCCGAAGCCAUGGGAUGCACCGCUCAACGCGAGUGCAUGGAAACCAGCUUGCAUCCAACAAUUCCCUCCUGUCUUCGCAGAGCUGUCUGACAUCCUCGAGACUGUAUUCAACGAUUUCACUCCCGAAGAAAGCGAAGAUUGCCUCUACCUCAAUGUCUACGCUCCUGCAGGACCUGUGCCUGGUAAUGGUCGCGCCGUGAUGUUCUCGAUCUAUGGAGGGAACUUUCAGUUUGGUAGCGCCGGACAGCCCAUAUUCGACGGCUCUCCAUUUGCGGCAUAUGAGGACGUUAUUGUCGUUACCAUCAACUAUCGGACUAAUAGCAUGUACCUUCCUGCAUUACCAAUGUUGAUCUUUGGCUUCGCCUCCGCCCCCGAAUUGCCUCUCGCUGAACGAAACCUCGGCUUCUUAGAUCAAAGGGCUGCCUUGGACUGGGUAACACGCAACAUCCAUGCAUUCGGUGGCGAUCCAGCAAAGGUGACAAUUAUGGGCGAGUCAGCCGGCGCCUUCUCUGUCGAUACACUCAUCACAACCAUGCCCCAGAAUCCGCCGUUCCGCGCUGCUAUCCUCCAAAGCGGCCAGUACAGCUUCCUGAACCCCGGCCUGGUGGACAGCACUCCGACCUGGCUGGCUCUGACGGCGAUUCUCGGCUGCAGUGAUCCGGUCAGCAAUCUAACAUGUGUCAGGAGCGUGCCUGCGGAGAAUCUCACCGAGAUCACUGAGGCUAACGGUCUCAUCUUUUAUCCAACUUCGGACAAUGUCACGCUGCUAUCCCAUCCGGCUGCUGCGCGCGCUGACGGAAACAUUGCGCGUGUACCCGUCUUAGAAGGCACAAAUGCACAGGAAGGCACUCUAUUCGCAGCCGUGCAGGACAACCUUACCGAGUUCUUGAAUCAAUGGUUUGGCGCGUUCCCGCCUGAGGCGAUAGAAGCCGUCCGGCUGGCUUAUCCCUUACAGGGCAGGACGGAAAAUGAGGUUAUUGCCGAAAUCUCCGGAGAGUUUUCAUUUCUGUGCCCGCAAUCGCUGCAUACUAACGUCACUGCUGAGGCCGGAGUCCCUGCGUGGCGGUAUUGGCUCAACGCCACCUUCCCCAACAUCCAGCUCCCAGGGUUCAACCUAGGCAUCUAUCACGGCUCCGAGCUCCCCCUCGUCUUCUCCACCUACCCUCCCUACAACGUCACAGCACAGCAGUAUGCCCUUUCGAACUUCAUGCGGCAGGCCUGGGCGCGCUUUGCGAAGAACCCUGCCGAAGGCCCCGGUUGGAAUGCUGUAGGAACUAGUGGCAGUUUCGUGCGGACCCAAGAAGGUUGGCUAGGGUUCAGCGAGGCGGUGCUCGAGAGGGAGGCGGAGGACUUGCAUGUGGGGGUUUUGGGGGCGGAGGGGACCGCUGGGGUGAAGAUAGUCAGGGAGAGUGAGAUUGAUGCUAGGUGCGGGUUGUUUUUACCGGUUUAUGAGGCGUUGUUGGCGGUUAAAGGGGAUCGAUGGCGGUAA
Messenger RNA from Coniosporium apollinis CBS 100218, 1701 nucleotides. RefSeq lists its product as uncharacterized. The transcript is spliced from 3 exons. The coding region runs from base 1 to 1701 and encodes 566 amino acids. Lineage: Eukaryota; Fungi; Ascomycota; Dothideomycetes. Gene Ontology annotation, molecular function: cholinesterase activity. The record is from RefSeq and is a predicted model, not a curated record.